This is a messenger RNA of Vigna umbellata (rice bean), 1509 nucleotides long. The record is from RefSeq and is a predicted model, not a curated record. NCBI's taxonomy places the organism in Eukaryota, Viridiplantae, Streptophyta, Magnoliopsida, Fabales, Fabaceae.
CAACCAUUCUCUAUUCUCCAUUCUGUAUAAAUUCAACACUCUCCUACACUUUUCUUCAACCAUUCACUGCACAACUCAUUGUGCCAUUCGUUGCCUUAUUGCAGAUAAGACCAACCAUUCUUCCUUCAGACGGCAGACGACAGUACAGAGUCGACGGAAGACGGCGGCGCAUGGUGGACGACAACACAAAGUAGAGUCAACAACAGCUCUUGACGGCAGCGGUGGUACAGGCGGCGAAGAAGAAUCAAGGUAUUGCACUUUUGAUUGAUACUCCACGGGAUAAAAACAUAACGGUUCCCUCCUCCAACUAUCGUGUAUCAACCACCGCUGACCUCCGCUCCAAGGCGGCAUUCGUCUCUAAAGGGAUCUCAAGAGUCUGCCCACUUCAUUCACUCGCCCCCCCCUCUCCGCCAAUUCCACCAAUUCUCCCGAAUUCAGGUAUGGUGGGUUUAUCUCUCGGAGAAAAACAUUUCAUACAAGGUGGCAUUGCUCAUGAUCUUCGAUGUGAUGGUAGAAAGAGAUUGACAUAUCGACCAAUCUUGGUUGAAACUGGAGUGAUUCCCCAGGCAAAUGGUUCAGCUCGAGUCAGAAUGGGUGCCACAGAUGUCAUUGCCAGUAUUAAGGCUGAACUUGGAAAGCCAAGCUUGUUGCAACCUGACAAAGGAAAAGUCUCUAUAUAUAUUGAUUGCAGUUCGACUGCAGAGCCAGCCUUUGAGGGUAGAGGGGGUGAUGAAUUGGCAGCAGAGCUGUCAAAUGCUCUUCAAGACUGUCUCUUGGGUGGUAAAAGUGGAGCAGGUGCUGGAGUUGACCUUUCAUCACUUAUUGUGGUUGAAGGAAAAAUUUGUUGGGAUCUUUACAUUGAUGGGCUUGUUGUUAGUUCAGAUGGAAAUUUGUUGGAUGCUCUAGGCGCUGCCAUUAAGGCUGCUUUGUGCAAUACAGGUAUUCCAAGAGUCCAAGUUGCUGCUGGAGCAUCCAACGAUGAGCAACCAGAAGUUGAUGUAAGCGACGAGGAGUUUCUGCAGUUUGACACAUCUGGAGUCCCUGUUAUAGUUACACUAACUAAGAUUGGGAGGCACUAUAUUGUGGAUGCAACGUCAGAAGAGGAAUCACAAAUGAACUCUGCCGUUUCCAUCUCUGUUAAUAGGCAAGGGCACAUCUGUGGCAUAACCAAACGAGGAGGUGUAGGGCUGGAUCCAAGCAUCAUUCUUGAUAUGAUAUCUGUUGCCAAGCAUGUAAGCGAGCAAUUAAUGAACAAAUUGGAUUCAGAAAUUGCUUCUGCUGAAGCUGAAGACGAGUCAUGACACAGGAGAGCAUGGUGAUAACUAGGUGUACCCUAUCAUUCAAUUAUUUAGGACAACAUGUUGUAACUUGGUAACUGAGUCGGGAUUUAAUCUAUUAAGUGUAUGAUGGAAAUUGGUUUGCCUGCCUAGCUAUGGCUUUGAGAUGACUGUUUAAUGCCAUACAAACUUUCAACUUGCACAACAAUUGCAUGGUAGCAUUAAAGAUUGA